GACUGUGUUGGGUGGGGGCAAAAGUGAACCCAAUUCGACUAAAUAAUCAGCCCAAUAAGCCCUAGGAUUUCGAUAUAUUCAAGCUAGAGUGAAAAUCUCAGCCAUCUGCAGACUGCAGCGUGAGCAGGCGAACCGACUUUCCAGAAUCCAGGAAUCAAGCGAAGAUGACAUUCAAAAGGAGGAAUGGAGGACGCAACAAGCAUGGGCGCGGCCAUGUCAAGUUCAUCCGUUGCUCUAAUUGUGGAAAAUGCUGCCCCAAGGACAAAGCAAUUAAGAGGUUUCUGGUGAGGAAUAUUGUUGAGCAAGCUGCUGUAAGGGAUGUUCAGGAAGCCUGUGCUUUUGAUACAUACACCCUUCCUAAGUUGUACUUAAAGAUGCAGUACUGUGUUUCAUGUGCUAUUCACUCCAAAGUUGUGAGGGUUCGAUCCCGUACUGACAGGAGGAUUCGUGAGCCUCCGCAGCGCUUCAGGCGCCCAAGGGACGAUCAGCCAAGGCCAGGCCAAGCUCCACGCCCCGGAGGACCACCUGUUGCUGCUCGGGCGUAACAAACCUUUUACUUAACACAUGUUCUACUGGUUCUUUGUGUUUUUUUGGUGUUGUUGCGACGAUGAUUUUGCCAUUAUUUAGUUUUGCAGACUCGAUCUUCUUCAAUGUCCAAACUACUAAAGGUUUUUGAACCAUUCCUACCUAAUCCUUACCUUUCAUAUUUAGAUA
Messenger RNA from Andrographis paniculata, 714 nucleotides. Its product is annotated as 40S ribosomal protein S26-3-like. Gene Ontology annotation, cellular component: ribosome; cytosolic small ribosomal subunit. Gene Ontology annotation, biological process: translation. NCBI's taxonomy places the organism in Eukaryota, Viridiplantae, Streptophyta, Magnoliopsida, Lamiales, Acanthaceae. Bases 165 to 545 code for a protein of 126 amino acids. Gene Ontology annotation, molecular function: mRNA binding; structural constituent of ribosome. The transcript has 5 exons. The record is from RefSeq and is a predicted model, not a curated record.